GAGCUGCGGCGGCGCUUCCGGCUGAUCGAGCCGAGGUACCGAGGUUAUGGGCAGCCAGGAGGUGCUGGGCCAGGCGGCCCGACUGGCUUCCUCCGGUCUCCUCCUGCAGGUGUUGUUUCGAGUGAUUACCUUUGUCUUGAAUGCAUUUAUUCUUCGCUUCCUGUCAAAGGAAAUUGUUGGCGUAGUGAAUGUAAGAUUAACAUUGCUUUACUCUACUACUACCUUCCUGGCCAGAGAGGCCUUCCGCAGAGCUUGUCUAAGUGGAAGUACCCAAAGGGAUUGGAGCCAGACCCUCAACCUCCUGUGGCUAACAGUCCCCCUGGGUGUGUUUUGGUCCUUAUUCCUGGGCUGGGUCUGGUUGCAGUUGCUUGAAGUACCUGAUCCUGAUGUGGUCCCCCACUAUGGAACUGGAGUGGUACUAUUUGGUCUCUCAGCAGUGGUGGAACUUCUUGGAGAGCCCUUCUGGGUCUUGGCACAAGCACAUAUGUUUGUCAAACUUAAGGUGAUUGCUGAGAGCCUGUCAGUAAUCCUUAGGAGCAUCCUGACAGCUUUUCUUGUACUGUGGUUGCCUCUCUGGGGAUUGUACAUUUUCUCUUUGGCCCAGCUUUUCUAUACUUCCGUUCUGGUGCUCUGCUAUGUUAUUUAUUUCACAAAGUUACUGAGUUCCCCAGAAUCAACCAAGCAACACACUCUUCCUGUCUCCAGAAUAACAGAUCUGUUACCCGAUUUUACCAGAAACAGGGAUUUUGUAAAUUGGAAAGAGGCUAAAUUAACCUGGAGUUUUUUCAAACAGUCUUUCUUGAAACAGAUUUUGACAGAAGGCGAGAGAUAUGUGAUGACAUUUUUGAAUGUUUUAAAUUUUGGUGAUCAAGGUGUAUAUGAUAUAGUGAAUAAUCUUGGGUCCCUUGUGGCCAGGUUAAUUUUUCAGCCAAUAGAGGAGAGUUUUUAUAUAUUCUUUGCUAAGGUGCUGGAGAGGGAAAAGGAUGCCACACUUCAGCGGCAGGAGGACUUUGCUGUGGCUGCUAUGGUUUUGGAGUCCUUGCUCAAGCUGGCCCUGCUGGCUGGCCUGACCAUCACUGUUUUUGGCUUUGCCUAUUCUCAACUGGCUCUGGAUAUCUAUGGAGGGGCCAUGCUUAGCUCAGGAUCAGGUCCUGUUUUGCUGCGUACCUAUUGUCUCUACGUCCUCCUGCUUGCCAUCAAUGGAGUAACUGAGUGUUUCACGUUUGCUGCCAUGAGUAAAGAGGAAGUUGACAGGUACAAUUUCACAAUGCUGGCACUGUCAUCCUCAUUCCUGGUGCUGUCCUAUCUCCUGACCCGUUGGUGUGGCAGCGUGGGCUUCAUCCUGGCCAACUGCUUUAACAUGGGUAUUCGGAUCACACAGAGCCUUUGCUUCAUCUAUCGCUACUACCAAGAGAGCCCACACAGGCCCCUGGCUGGCCUGCACCUGUCGCCAGUCCUUCUUGGGGUAUUUGCCCUCAGUGGUGGUAUUACUGGUGUUUCAGAGGUGUUCCUGUGCUGUGAUCAGGGCUGGCCCGCCAGGCUGGCACACAUCACUGUGGGGGCCAUUUGCUUAGGACUGACUCUUGGGACAGCAUUCCUCACAGAAGCUAAGCUGAUCCACUUUCUCAGGACUCAGUUUGGAGUAUCCAAAGUUGCUGACAAAAUGACUUGACUUCAAGAGCAUCUUGGUACCUGUGGCACCUGGAUCCACUUGGGACAGUUUUUGGGUGCAAUGUUACCAUGCAAAAGCCCUGCCAAGGGGUCUGCAGUGUAGUGAGAACCACCCAGGAGGUGAGACCAUGGAUGAAACACUCGUCCACUUGAAGUCUUAAAUGCAAAGGAGGAAUUUUCAUUUUUAAGUGGAAACCAAACAGCCCUUUUAAAAUAGAUGUACUUUUUUCAUUA
Molecule: messenger RNA, 1905 nt
Organism: Marmota flaviventris (yellow-bellied marmot)
Lineage: Eukaryota; Metazoa; Chordata; Mammalia; Rodentia; Sciuridae
Gene: Rft1
Product: RFT1 glycolipid translocator homolog
Biological process (GO): glycolipid translocation; dolichol-linked oligosaccharide biosynthetic process
Cellular component (GO): endoplasmic reticulum membrane
Source: RefSeq, a predicted model, not a curated record